Messenger RNA from Toxorhynchites rutilus septentrionalis, 509 nucleotides. RefSeq lists its product as uncharacterized. The record is from RefSeq and is a predicted model, not a curated record. The coding region runs from base 1 to 471 and encodes 156 amino acids. NCBI's taxonomy places the organism in Eukaryota, Metazoa, Arthropoda, Insecta, Diptera, Culicidae. The transcript is spliced from 5 exons.
AUGCGUUCCCGCAAUAUAGUGAUUUCGUUGGUACUUAUAAUCGCACCUGCAGCCGUAGCGUUACCUCACCACAGCGUCGCUAAGUGUAACCCCCUCUUCGACAUAGAAUGUAAUCAAUCGGUGAAUAUUCCUAUAUUUUCGAGCGGUUAUAAGCACAGUGUCGACCGAGUGACGAAAAGUGCUACAAAAGUGCCCGAAUUUUACCCCGCCUUGCCACCCGCAGGCAGCACUGCCCUAAGCUUCUGCUAUAAUCACAAUAAAACUACACGAAUUGAGCGAAUCGCUAUCACAGCAGCCUUUUUUUUCCUCAUUGAACUGUCAAAACACAACACAACAGUUUUUGGAAAGAGAAACGAUUUUUAUUGGCUUGAUCGAACUCCCGAACUGCAGAGUAGACAGAUAGGACAGGUUAAUUUCACAUUGCCUUUUAUUGCUCCAGCUUCAACAGGCAUCAUAGUAAAUACAGGUUAAUCUCGCAUUGUCUUCCACCGCUCCACCGACAGCAGGCA